Messenger RNA from Stegostoma tigrinum, 3591 nucleotides. RefSeq lists its product as uncharacterized. The coding region runs from base 640 to 1317 and encodes 225 amino acids. Gene Ontology annotation, cellular component: membrane. The transcript has 7 exons. NCBI's taxonomy places the organism in Eukaryota, Metazoa, Chordata, Chondrichthyes, Orectolobiformes, Stegostomatidae. The record is from RefSeq and is a predicted model, not a curated record.
UUCUAGACAACUUAGUUCAGUGCAAAUCUUACUGUACAAAUCAGAUAAACAGAUAACUGGGACAAAGAGACAAGUACACUUAUUUUUCAAGAUUCUGAGUGAAUUGCUGCCACAAACUCUUGUCUUCGCGGGGAAAAAAACAGAAACGUAACAAACAAAUCCAAGAAAUUUAAAAGUGGGCAUAGUACAAAGGUCACACGGUUGCUUUUGCAGCUGUGCCCAGGCGUGGGUUGGACGGGGUUAAUGAGUGAGGUGUUCCUGCUGAGCUGGUUACACCUGUGAACACAGGAGGACCUGGAUCAUGGAGUCCGCAGAGCCGACUUGUCGAGGGAGUCGUUCAUAGUCACAGUAAAGGAGGACGGGGUGGGGGAAGGAAAGGGAAGCUUCUUGGGCUUUCUCCAAGUAGGACAGCGACUUUUAUUUGGGAAGAAGGAACAACAACGACAAAAAAUACCUUGAUGAAAUUUCGAAGGAAGUAAAUAUUAUUUCAAGUCUGGUAUCUAAGCCGAUCGAGCAUUCGCUGUGUGGUACUUGCGUUUGUUUUUUGGACACGGUGGGUGAAGGCUGAGUUGAAGAUCACUUUGCUUUGAACCAAUAGAUAUUAAGAUUAUUGACCACUGAUGAGGUUGUUGACAGCCAAUGGCCCGUUACAGAUACUUCAUAUUUAAUCAGCGUCGUAUGGUUAUCCUGGGAUUUCUCCAGAUAGCUUGUGCUGCAGUGUGUGUAGUGUCUGGCUUUAUGGAUACAAUUUUCAGGCAAAGUUCAGUACUCAGCAGAACCAGAAUACCCAUCUGGACUGGAAUGGCAAUGGCCUUUCCAGGAGUUCUGGCAUUAUUUUCUUCUCAGAGAAAGAAUCCUAUUCUUGUGAGCAGUAUGAUUGCAUCAGCUGUAUUUUCCUGGAUUACCACAACUAUUUUGAUAAUAUAUGCAGCCUUGACAUUGAAUUAUGGUGAAGAUGAUGAUGAAGUGUUCCAGCAUAAACCCAGUCAUGUCAUUCAUAUGGAAUAUAUACUCACCAAAUUUGUCCAAGGAGCGAAUUUGGCCAUAUUAAUUGCGUCUGUGAUUAGUAUGAUGAUGACAACCAUAAUAGCGUUUCUUGGUUGUCGGAGCCUUCCCAUUUGUGGAUGCUAUGACAGUACAACCGGAAUGCAGUCACUGAUGACAGAGGAUCGGCAGCCUCAGACAAUUGAAUUGGUCUGCACCUGGCAAGAUGAUCAGCGAAUUCUAAAUGAUCCAGUAGGAUACAACGACUGGGAUAUAGACACGGAAGAUUCAGAGCGUACAUCAAAGCCAGUACCUUACAUCCAACUUGCUUAAAACACUUUUAACUGCAGACACAUUUGAUAGUUGUAUUUACCAUUUUGCACGAAUUUUAUAUAAACUGUGAAGAUUAAGCCUUACUCACCUAUAAAAUUUGGAGCAUUGAAAUUCCACACAUUUUAGCUGUGAUGCCUUGACAGUUAUAAUUGCUGCUCACAUCAAUGCUAGGCAUAUUACACAAGUAAUUACACAGUGGGGAGAAUUGUAUGUUGAGUAACAUUUUAUGCCAUUUUGAAUCUUUUGAAGAUAGAUAUUCUUGCUAUGAACAGAAGGGUAUGUAACUGUAAUACUGUAAUCAGUAAUCUGAGAAUGAACAACUCAGACCUCAGCAGUAAUUGUUUACUGAAUUUGUUUCAGGUUGGAGUGCUACCAGUUUUUCAUUUCAAGUUAUAAAUUAAGCAUGGAAAAGGUGCAAGUUUUUUUUAAAUUGUGCUUUGUUUCUCAAAACUGUGUAGCCUGCAGACUAAAAGGCGAUUUGCAAUUUUUUUUUAAACAACCUGAUCCCAACAUCUUGGACACAUGGAAAUAACUUCACUUGUGAUCCAUUUGUGUAUUAUUUUUAAAGAGACUUCUCCUUUUGUUCAGUUUUACUUGCCUAUUGCCUAUUCACACAGAUGGAAAAUGUUGGGGUGAGGAGAGAUCAUAUAUUCUGGAAUUGAGAAUCUGCAUGAAUGAUGCAUUCCAGCACUUGACCCAAAUCUAAAUAGUUAGUCGUUGUUUGAGACCAGUCAGUGUCAGGGAGAACAGCUGAUGGCACUGCAGUUGUUCACCCAUUAGCAUUUAAUGCAGACUUUCAUGAGAAUCACUGGGUAGCAAUCUGCUGCAGAAACCUACUGUAUUCCCCAAACAGAGUACCAGGACAGAUGUGAAUCUGACACUGCUUGUAGUCAGCAUAGACCAUGGCAUCUACCUGGAUCAAUCCUGGCUGUUUUGCUAAUGUAACUAAUUCGGUUGGGUAGCUAAAUUUUGACAUAAAAUUGAGCCGAUGUGCUGUUUUUGACAUGAGACAGAUACGUUAUUUCUUUUGAAAGUUUGUCUGUCUAAUGGGUUGAUGUGUCGGACUGCAAUUUUUAACAACUUCAUAUUGCCUAGAGUAUGCAAUUCUUCCAUUUCUCAAGUCUUCCAGUGAUGGGAACCUACUCCCCAGCUGACACAAAGACUAAUAUCUGCUUCAAAUUCCCACUGCCAUUCCAAAAAUAUUCAGUAAAGUGUGUAAAGAUGAGCUGAGGCACUCGAGCAACCUAAGUGGUUUCUUGCUGACCUGGUUAAAACUGGAACCAGUGUUUCCACUUUUCCCCACGUGGAAUGGAUUGCGACAAAUAAUCCAUGUGCUAACCUCUUAACGGCAUUGCUCUAUGCUAGAAUUGUACAGCAUUUUAUCCCUGGCAAAAUAACUUCCUGUACGCUAGUUAACCAUUUUAGGAAAAGAGAAAAUAAAUCUGACUAGUCCGGAAAUAAUCCGGGUAUACAAGUCGGCUUUUAGAAUUGAUGUUUAAAUUGAAUGAGGGCAAGUUUACCAAGUGAAUUUUCUGAUUUUGUUCAAGAAAGGGCACUAAUGUAAGUGUUCCUAUUUUUAUGUUUGAAAUUUAUUUAAAAUAAAAUAUGCAAAAAUUUUUCCAACACAAGCGCAAUGUGAUAUUUUGCACUGCAUUAGGUGAUACAGUUCAACAAUUAAGUGAAUGUGCCCGGCAAGGAAUACGAAAACUACCUAGUCGCUUUUGAUGGGUUCUUCUGAUUAAAUUAAGGAUAUAGAUAAAUCCCAGGCUCUAGCUCAACUAAGUGUGUUUGUCAUAAUGUAUAAUGCUGCGCUUCUGUAAUAACUGAAAAUCCAUUGUUGCUUUUCAGGAUUGUUGAUUAUUUGUACUCUGAGGAAUUUGAUCUGUUUGAAAGCUUUUAGAAUCUCUAAACUGAUGAUUCUCAGAUGUCUGAACUAUUUCAGCUUCACAGAAAAUGCCUGAGUGCCAGAAGAAAGGAAUGUUUAGUCAUCAGCUCUCCUCCAAGGAAAUGAGUCGCCUAUUAACACUGAAAGGUUAAAUAAGCCUUUGAUGAAAAUAAACAAAAAUGUAAGCAAUGACUUUAGAAAAACUGAACAGGAAGUUUGUGUGACAUAAACUGAUUUGUUGGGUGGUGGCUGCUGUUGAGCAUGACUUCUGCUUGGUGAGGCAAAAAUCAAAGUUAGUAGAGAACGGAGAUCAUAAGACACAGGACUAAAAAUAGCCUAUUUGGCCCAUCAAGUCAACCCCACUGUUCAACGAGAUCACGGAUAAUCUG